Messenger RNA from Dentiscutata erythropus, 201 nucleotides. The record is from the annotation of a GenBank genome assembly. Lineage: Eukaryota; Fungi; Glomeromycota; Glomeromycetes; Diversisporales; Gigasporaceae.
AUGCUCUGCUUACCGUAUUAUUUUUUUAAAAUCAAAGUUUCUAAUGGAAGUGAUGUUGAAUCAUUAGAAACUCAAGUUCAAGCCCAUUUGUCCCUAUUACCAUCUGGUGCAACUAGCACACCUCGCCGUAAUAAUCCUGAUCAAAAUAUUAUUAAUAUACUUGUAGAACAAUUACCAGGAUCAGAAAUACAAAUUAUUUAG